UACAUCUCUUGCAGUGUUUGAAGCCUGGUGGAAUAUUGCAAUGGCAGCUCAGAUAACUGAUGCUCAUCGGCGCUUCUUGCAGGUCCUGAUGUCUCAUGGGAUAAUGGAAGGGUCAGAGGCUAGAAAAUUGCACAGGCGCUGCUGUGAAAUCCAUAAAGUCUACUAUGCGCAUGAUAAACUGGAUGAUUUCAUCAGUGCUAUCAACAGCCAUCUACAGCCUUUGUUUAUGCAGAUCCGGAAAGGAAUGUCGGAGGAUGACGGGAGAGCACAUUAUGCUUUAGUGAAUUUGGCAGAAACUGAAGUAACUAAAAUGGCAUCUGACUAUACAGAAAAUGAAUUAGAAUUGUUCAGAAAAACAAUGGACCUAAUAAUUUUAUCAGAAAAUGGCUUUGCCUCUUCGACAGAUAUUUUAAACUUGGCUGACCAACUUAAGACAAAGAAAAUGAAGAAAAAGGAAGCAGAACAAGUGCUGAAAGUUUUUGUGGAGGAUAAAUGGCUCUCUGAGAGAAAUGGAGAAUACACUCUGCAUACUCGCUGCAUAAUUGAGAUGGAACAAUACAUUCUCAGCAACUACCAAGAUGCAGCAAGGAAGUGUAACAUCUGUCACAGCCUUGCCAUCCAGAGCCAAGUGUGUGAAUCCUGUGGAAUUGGAAUGCAUUUACCUUGUGUCAGAAAGUACUUUCGAGCUCAGAUCGAACCACGCUGUCCACAGUGUAAUGAUUUCUGGUCUUGUGACAUUCCAGGUAUGAAUCGGAUAGACUUGCAGUCACCAUCGAAAAGGGAGAGCAGAAAAGAGCUUCAUUCUCAGCACUAG
Molecule: messenger RNA, 814 nt
Organism: Tauraco erythrolophus (red-crested turaco)
Lineage: Eukaryota; Metazoa; Chordata; Aves; Musophagiformes; Musophagidae
Source: RefSeq, a predicted model, not a curated record